Molecule: messenger RNA, 1269 nt
Organism: Fragaria vesca subsp. vesca
Lineage: Eukaryota; Viridiplantae; Streptophyta; Magnoliopsida; Rosales; Rosaceae
Exons: 2
Coding region: 1-1269 (422 amino acids)
Source: RefSeq, a predicted model, not a curated record
AUGAUCAACAUCAACUCUAGCAGCAAUGACUCAGAUCAGCCAAACAAACCCUUGCUACAAAAAUCACCAGAACCCUCCGACGAGCUAUCCAACUUCCAAAUCAGCCUCAAAUGGUGCGCACUCGACCACUCCACCUCCCUCGGAAAGUUCAUCUCCUACUUCACCUUCAUCCUCCUGACCCUCGUCGUUCCUAUCCUAACUUCUCUCACACUUAAGCUUCCAUCCAAGGACCCCACCUCUUUCAACAAACUAGUCCAGCUCCCCGAAUCCGGUUUAGCUGCCAUUGCCUUCUUCACACUCUCCGCCUUCUUUCGGAACUACGGCCUCGGGCAGCUUCUCUUCCUCGAUGGCCUACAAGAGGAUACUUUCUCUGUCCGGAGGGGAUACACCCGCGAGGUCGAUAAGGCCUUCAAGUGCCUGGCAUGGAUACUCUUGCCUUCGUGCUUCCUUGAGCUCGCUCACAAGGUUAUAUUCUUCACCACCGUGAAAGUGUCACUUCCAUAUCUGAGUCCAAGUGUCCCACUGAAUUCCAUUGUGUUUGUCUUGGUUUUGGCUUCCUGGCUUUAUCGGACCGGGGUGUUCUUGCUGGUUUGUAUUCUCUUCCGGUUGACAUGUGAGCUCCAAAUACUAAGGUUCGAAGGACUGCACAAGUUCUUUGAAGGGUGUGAUUCCAAUUCUAAGGUCAUUUUUCAGGAACAUGUAAGGAUAAGAAAGCAGUUGUGGGUUACGAGCCAUAGGUACAGAUUUUUUAUCAUCGGGUGCUGGUUUACCAUCACCGUUAGCCAAUUUGCAGCCUUGUUGCUGGUUCUGGCAUCCAAGGCAGAGAAGACUUUUCUCAACUCCGGUGACCUUGUGGUUUGCUCGGCGGUGGAACUAAGUGGGUUGUUUUUGUGCUUAAUGGAGGCAGCAAGAAUGACACAUAGAGCUCAAGGAAUUGUUGCAAUUGCUACAAGAUGGCACAUGCUGUUAACUUGUUCAUCUGCUGCUGGGUUAGAUUCCGAUAAGCAGGGGAAAGGCCAGAGCCCUGAGGCUAAUGGAGGCUGCAAUGGAGAGAGUGACAAUGAUUCAUCCGAUAUUUCGACUUCUGUUUCCCCACAUGAACCUUCCUCGUUCCAAACCAGGCAAGCAUUAGUGACCUACUUGGGACACAACCAUGGAGGGAUCACGCUGUUUGGAUUUGCACUUGAUAGAGGAAUGCUUCACACAAUAUUCGCCUUUGAGUUCUCUCUAGUGCUGUGGGUACUAAGUAAAGUAGUUGUUUUGUCUUAG